AUGUGCAGCUGUAAAGGUAAUCCCUAUCGAUUUUCCACCACAAGAGGCAGCCAGGACACGCAGUCAACAGAUACACACGGUGAUUGCUUGGUGAACAGUAAGCACUCGGCUAUGAAACCGCUCACCGACGAUAAAGUUGCUCUGUCCAAAGAGAUUAAGGGUUUGCCUUCUCCCAAAAAGCGACUGGCAAGUGCCGUGGGCAGUGAGAAGAAUACAAAUAACCAUCAUGUGGUACCGCUGGGUAUCCUCGUGGUGCUCUGUACUGUGUAUCUCAUGGUAGCCGGGAUGCAGCACAACUACAGGUACUACUUUAAGUCGGGCGUGGCUGCCUACGACCUGCACCAUUCCCAAGCCGGCGAUGUCCGUCCGGAAGCCAUGGCUGAGUUCUAUGUCGCCGCUCCAGAUGCAUCUUGCCAGAAGUUGGACGUUUUCAGAAAGGAAUCCGAUAUGAAUACAGCUUCUCAGCCAGUUUCCAGAAGAUCCCAAGGCAAGUCCACUAGGAGAACCAAAAAUGGCCCUGGGAAUGGGGUCAGUAAGCAAAUUCGUUUAACGAAAUCCCCCGAGGGCCACAAGAAGAAGGAAGCCAGCAAAAAGAGUAACACAGCGGAGCCCAUUAUCUAUCUUUUUGCCCUGGUUUUCAUCUAUCUGUUGCUGAAGGCCGCCUCCGACAUCAACCAGCACUACAAGUCGCAGAACAAAGGGGACAAACGAAUGCGUCGCUGCUCCCUGCAAUCCUAUGCCCAGAUCCACAAGCAAGAUCGGCGGUCAUCAAAAGUGGAGGAGUCCCCGAUCUUCCCGCGCAAGCAUAUUAUCAUCGAAGAGCGUUCCGUGUCGGUGGAUCGCUACAAGUACACGCUGAACGAAGAGGGAAGCUUUACAAAGUCCGCUCCGAGGGUGCAGGAGUAUCACUUCAGGGUCGUGUCUCCUUUGGCCAGCCGGCCAAGUCACCAGCAUCCGCUUAGGCUUGGAGGAGAAACCCGUUAUGAGCCCCAUCUAAACCGUCGCUGCUCGGUUCCGAUCAGCAUUAACUAUCAGACGGUUCCCGUAUCGAGUCCAUAUCCACCCGAAAUGGCCAGACGAGGAUCGGUGAUAAGCCUCACUGGUCCACCAGAAGUCAGUGGCGCGCCAAGUAUGCCAAGUGGAACUGCCGAUCCAAAGCGGCGCGUCCGCAUGAUAAAUCGCCAUUGAAAUCGAGAUAAAAUCAGGGCAAAGG
This is a messenger RNA of Drosophila teissieri, 1213 nucleotides long. RefSeq lists its product as uncharacterized. The record is from RefSeq and is a predicted model, not a curated record. The transcript is spliced from 4 exons. Bases 1 to 1188 code for a protein of 395 amino acids. Lineage: Eukaryota; Metazoa; Arthropoda; Insecta; Diptera; Drosophilidae.